Messenger RNA from Syzygium oleosum, 920 nucleotides. RefSeq names its product probable calcium-binding protein CML36. The record is from RefSeq and is a predicted model, not a curated record. Gene Ontology annotation, molecular function: calcium ion binding. Lineage: Eukaryota; Viridiplantae; Streptophyta; Magnoliopsida; Myrtales; Myrtaceae. Bases 118 to 813 code for a protein of 231 amino acids. The transcript has a single exon.
CCUCGCUUCCUCCUUUCCCUGAAGCCCCAUACCCACCGCUUUCUCUCUCCUCCCCCUUCUUACUUUCUCUCUCUACGCAUUCCCUCUCCGGCCGCCGCCGCCGCCGCCGCCGCCCCCAUGAAGCUCAUCAAGAUCAACCGGCUCAGCCCGAAGCGCCUCUUCGGGUCCAAGAAGGACCGGUCGGACCCGUCGUCGUUGUUCGGGUACGGCGCCACGACAUCGUCGUCGUCGUCGUCCUCCUGCUCCUCCUCGGCCGCGUCGUCCGUGCACAAGCGCGGCGGCGAGGAGUCCCGGACGCCCACCAGCGUGCUACCCCCGCAGCUCUCCGGCGACUGGUCCGACGCGGCGUCGUCGUCGGACAUGAACUGCGAGCUCGUCCGGGCGUUCACCUACAUCGACGGCGACAAGGACGGGGUCCUCUCGCGGGCCGACCUGGAGGCCCUGCUGAGCCGGCUCGGGGCCGAGCCGCUGAGCGCGGACGAGAAGGCGCUGAUGCUGAGGGAGGUCGGGUGCGCCGACGACGGCGCCGGGGCCGGCGCCGCCGGGGUGAGCAUAGACGACGUGAUGAGCCGGGUCGGCUCGUCGGGCGGGGACCCGGACUGCGACGCCGAGAUGCGGCGGACGUUCGAGUUCUUCGACAGGAACGGCGACGGGAGGAUCACGGCGGAGGAGCUGCUGGGGGCGUUCGUGGCGAUGGGGGACGGGCGGUGCACGCUGGAGGAGUGCCGGCGCAUGAUAGCGGAGGUGGACAGGAACGGGGACGGGUUCGUGUGCUUCGAGGACUUCUGCCGUAUGAUGGAGCUGCAGAUCUGACCGUCGUUGUCACGAUGAAGGAAAAAAAGAACGUUGUGAUUAUGUGAUUGGAUCCACAGUGCUUCGGAUGCUUAAAAUUCAGCGUUUUAUUAUUCAUUUUUUUCGAA